CAAGAGAGGACUAAGCCAGCCGCUCAAACCUUGGCUGCAGCCAUCUAUCCUGUAUGCGGUCAUCGGGGUGGUAAAUAGCGUUAGUAUCUGGCCAGCCGCGUGCAGGCAGCACCACAAGAAAUGUUUAAAGAAGGGCUUACGACGACUUAUUAAGCUAUUGUCAGAAUAUGGGUGUACAUUGAGAUAAGCAGCAAUAUCCCAUUGUUUCCAACACCAACUUUACAUACCACCUAGUUACCUUAGAGUGUCCGUCCCAGACCCGGCAGCAUGGGUUCUGCUCCAAUCGAAAGGCUCCCGACCGAACUCCUCCAACCCAUCUUCUUUGCUUCCGGACAUAACAUCGCAUUGCUCAGAGCUUCUAAUUACAUCGGAGCUCAACUGUCGGACGAGUACGUGUAUAACUCAGCUUGCGACCACCACCUCACCAGGGCGCUUGGCAGUCGUGCCGAACUGUCUAUAGCUCAAACAUACAUCUUCGCUAGCAAAUGGAUGACCUGGACCUUCUUCAAAUCUUGGGUUCUUCGGAGAUUCGGGCCCAAAGGUUGCUUGUGUGAUUCUUCGUCUGAAGACGGCUGCUUCGACGCGCAAUGGCCCCCAAACUUCAAUGACGCUACCGCCAUGGUCUUUUCUCGAAGUCAUCUACCCAAGUUAUCAUUCGUCACGGGUCGUAUCCCGAAGAAGCUACUGCGAGGACCCUGGGUUCAGGACAAGAUACAAUUCCUGCGGUUUAUCUUGUGGAUCACUAGCAUGACUGUCGACUGGCGGGACCCAAAAGCCCACCAGAUUGCCAUCGAAGGCAGGAAACAAGCCAUGUUAGAAAAGAGCCUAGAGGCAGUCGAGCUGUUCAACCAUAAUCGUCGGUUGGGCAAAAUGGCAAGCUUAUCAACUGUACGCUUUGCCGUUAUGGAAGCCGGGUGUGAUCGAUCAAUCGUAUACGACACACUAUCCACAGCCAAUACGUCCAGUAAACGCAGUUUCUCAUGCGAUUGUGCUGCGCUCGAGGAUUGGUGCGAAGCCCGAAUGGAAAAAGGUGACCCCAAGGGGCAGUGGUUACGAGCAAAAUUGGGAGAACUUCGCAACUUCAGCAGCCAGAGACAAACAUACCAAGGUGAAGACAGCGGAAACAUCUGUGUAAUAAGCAGUGAACUAAAUCCAGAGACGGGAGACUACGACGGUGGAGAUGAGGAUCGUCUGGUGCUGAACAAGCUCGUGUGGAAUCAGGGGUAUCGCUCAUUCGGAUGGUGGUGUUACAGUAACGUACCAGAAGAGAUAUUUGGAAUCCACAAAGUCAGCAGAGAUGAGCUUGGAAGAUUCUGGAUAUACUCCCACGGCCAACACCACAUAACUAGGGGGCGAUCAGAAAGGGAAGGACCCUGGUUUAGGCUCCACAUGUGGGUUCCUCAUUCCUCGUAUCGGGGCAGAAGGACUGCCUAAGCUUACAGAAUCUCUCUAUCUUGUUACAUCUGUCAGUUUGUUUUUCGCUUUGGGCGCGAUUGGGA
Messenger RNA from Cucurbitaria berberidis CBS 394.84, 1499 nucleotides. RefSeq lists its product as uncharacterized. The record is from RefSeq and is a predicted model, not a curated record. Bases 268 to 1434 code for a protein of 388 amino acids. The transcript has 3 exons. NCBI's taxonomy places the organism in Eukaryota, Fungi, Ascomycota, Dothideomycetes, Pleosporales, Cucurbitariaceae.